This is a messenger RNA of Nicotiana attenuata, 705 nucleotides long. RefSeq lists its product as uncharacterized. Bases 1 to 705 code for a protein of 234 amino acids. Lineage: Eukaryota; Viridiplantae; Streptophyta; Magnoliopsida; Solanales; Solanaceae. The transcript is spliced from 2 exons. The record is from RefSeq and is a predicted model, not a curated record.
AUGCAAAAGCAAAAAGAUGAUGCUAUGUACAAGAAAUUCUUAGAUAUUUUGAGCCAAGUGCGUGUGAAUUUGCCUUUGGUGGAAAUUUUGCAGGAAGUGCCUAAGUAUGCAAGGUAUCUUAGAGAUAUUGUGGCAAACAAGCGAAGACAUACGGAGUUUAAAACAGUUGCACUUACUGAAGAGUGUAGUGCUAGAGUUCAAAGUAAACUCCCUCCUACGUUGAAAGAUCCUGGGUGUUUCACAAUUCCUCUGUCUCUUGGAAAACAAGAGCUGUUAGCUGAUAGGUCACUAGUUAUGCCAGAAGGAAUUAUUGAGGAUGUGUUAGUUCGAAUGGGAAAGUUUGUUCUUCCUGCUGAUUUUAUUGUUCUUGAUUACGAGGCGGAUGAGGAAGUACCCAUUAUUUUGGGGCGACCAUUCUUAGCUACUGGUGGAGCGUUUAUUGAUGUUAGGGAAGGGAAGUUGAAGAUGAGAGUUGGCGAUGAGGAAAUCACUUUUAAUAUGUACAAGGCACUUAAGCUCCCUAAGGAUUAUGAGGACUUGUGCAUGAUUACUGCGGUAGAACUGAAGGGGAUAGAACAGAGUCCUGAUGUGAAUUAUAGUGAUUCGGAUGGGACAACUGAGUUGGAGGAGGUGGUGUUGCAAGCUGAGUGUGUAAGGACGAUUGAGAAAAGAGCCAGAGAUGAAAGAGGAGAUCUUCUGAGAUAG